This is a messenger RNA of Lachancea nothofagi CBS 11611, 1923 nucleotides long. The record is from the annotation of a GenBank genome assembly. Lineage: Eukaryota; Fungi; Ascomycota; Saccharomycetes; Saccharomycetales; Saccharomycetaceae.
AUGUCUAAAGCUGUCGGUAUCGAUUUGGGUACUACAUACUCAUGUGUCGCCCACUUCUCCAACGACCGUGUGGAAAUCUUGGCCAACGACCAAGGUAACAGAACCACCCCUUCGUUCGUGGCCUUCACUGACACCGAAAGAUUGAUCGGUGAUGCCGCCAAGAACCAGGCCGCCAUGAACCCUUCCAACACCGUUUUCGACGCCAAGCGUUUGAUCGGUAGAAACUUCUCCGAUGCCGAAGUGCAAGGUGACGCCAAGCACUUCCCAUUCAAGAUUGUGGACGUCAGCGGCAAGCCACAAAUCCAGGUUGAGUUUAAGGGCGAAACCAAGGUGUUCACUCCAGAAGAAAUCUCCUCUAUGAUCUUGACCAAGAUGAAGGAGACUUCCGAGAGCUACCUAGGCUGCAAGGUGAACGACGCCGUCGUCACCGUCCCAGCUUACUUCAACGACUCCCAAAGACAAGCUACUAAGGAUGCCGGUACCAUUGCUGGUUUGAACGUUCUACGUAUCAUCAACGAGCCUACCGCUGCCGCCAUUGCUUACGGUUUGGACAAGAAGGACGAAGGUGAAAAGAACGUUUUGAUCUUCGAUCUCGGUGGUGGUACUUUCGAUGUUUCUCUAUUGUCCAUCGAAGACGGUAUCUUCGAAGUCAAGGCCACUGCUGGUGACACUCACUUGGGUGGUGAAGAUUUCGACAACAGACUGGUCAACCACUUUGUUCAAGAAUUCAAGCGUAAGAACAAGAAGGACUUGACUACCAACCAAAGAGCUUUGAGAAGAUUGAGAACUGCAUGUGAAAGAGCAAAGAGAACUUUGUCUUCUUCCGCUCAAACCUCCAUCGAAAUUGACUCUUUGUUCGAAGGUAUUGACUUGUACACUUCCAUCACCAGAGCUAGAUUCGAGGAAUUGUGUGCUGAUUUGUUCAGAUCCACCAUCGACCCAGUCGAGAAGGUUUUGAGAGAUGCCAAGUUGGACAAAUCUCAAGUUCACGAAAUCGUCUUGGUUGGUGGUUCUACCAGAAUUCCAAAGGUUCAAAAGUUGGUCUCCGACUUCUUCAACGGUAAGGAACCAAACAGAUCUAUCAACCCAGAUGAAGCUGUUGCCUACGGUGCCGCUGUCCAAGCUGCCAUCUUGACCGGUGACCAAUCUUCUAAGACUCAAGACCUAUUGUUGUUGGAUGUUGCUCCAUUGUCUUUGGGUAUUGAGACCGCUGGUGGUGUCAUGACUAAAUUGAUCCCAAGAAACUCUACUAUCCCAACUAAGAAGUCCGAGAUCUUCUCCACUUACGCUGACAACCAGCCAGGUGUGUUGAUCCAAGUCUUCGAAGGUGAGAGAGCCAGAACAAAGGACAACAACUUGUUGGGUAAGUUCGACCUAAGUGGAAUCCCACCUGCCCCAAGAGGUGUCCCACAAAUUGAAGUUACUUUCGAUGUUGAUGCCAAUGGUAUCUUGAACGUUUCUGCUGUUGAAAAGGGUACUGGUAAGUCUGAAAAGAUCACCAUCACCAACGACAAGGGUAGAUUGUCCAAGGAAGACAUUGAAAGAAUGGUCUCUGAAGCUGAAAAAUUCAAGGACGAAGAUGAGAAGGAAGCUUCCAGAAUUGGUGCCAAGAACCAAUUGGAAUCUAUGGCUUUCUCUUUGAAGAACACCAUCUCUGAAUCCGCUGACAAGCUUGAAGAAGCCGACAAGGAAACUUUGAACAAGAAGUGCGAAGAAGUUAUCGCUUGGUUGGACAGCAACACCACUGCCACCACUGAAGAAUACAACGACCAAUUGAAGGAAUUGCAAGAUGUUUCCAACCCUAUCAUGAGCAAGUUGUACCAACAAGGUGGUGCCCCAGAGGGUGCUGCUCCAGGCGGCUUCCCAGGUGGAUCUGCCCCAGCUCCAGAAGCUGACGGUCCAACCGUCGAGGAAGUUGAUUAA